AAUUAAUCUCGAUUAUCUUCUAACAAUAUGUAGGGCCCGUAGCCGAAGACAUGUUCCACUGGCAAGCCACGAUAAUGGGGCCUUCUGACAGCCCUUAUAGUGGAGGUGUUUUUUUAGUUUCGAUACAUUUUCCUCCUGAUUAUCCUUUUAAGCCACCUAAGGUUGCUUUUAGGACGAAGGUAUUUCACCCUAAUAUCAAUAGCAACGGAAGCAUUUGCCUUGAUAUUCUCAAAGAACAGUGGAGCCCGGCCUUGACUAUAUCCAAGGUGCUGUUGUCAAUCUGCUCUCUGUUGACCGACCCAAACCCGGACGAUCCGUUAGUGCCGGAAAUAGCUCAUAUGUACAAGACCGACCGCUCCAAGUACGAGACUACUGCACGUAGCUGGACGCAGAAGUACGCCAUGGGCUGAUCUUUCAAGACUUUGUUUGGCUGAAGAAAAUAAAUGAAGUGUUUGUAUGUUACUUUGUGACUUUUGGAUUGAAGCUAUUUAUGUACCUUAUUUCUUAAUUUGUGUAUACUAUGAAAGAGUGUUGGUAGGAAGGGUGUAUUAUGUACUCUUUUAUGUAUUAUUUUUUUUUUGAGAUAUUUUUGGAGAUUAUUAUUUAUUUUUGAUUAAAUUUCGACCUUUGAUUUACAUGGGCCGGAGAAAGUUGGGAUA
Molecule: messenger RNA, 659 nt
Organism: Erythranthe guttata (spotted monkey flower)
Lineage: Eukaryota; Viridiplantae; Streptophyta; Magnoliopsida; Lamiales; Phrymaceae
Source: RefSeq, a predicted model, not a curated record